Messenger RNA from Apus apus (common swift), 3491 nucleotides. RefSeq names its product peroxisomal biogenesis factor 6 (gene PEX6). Gene Ontology annotation, biological process: protein import into peroxisome matrix. The record is from RefSeq and is a predicted model, not a curated record. NCBI's taxonomy places the organism in Eukaryota, Metazoa, Chordata, Aves, Apodiformes, Apodidae. Gene Ontology annotation, cellular component: peroxisomal membrane; cytosol. Gene Ontology annotation, molecular function: ATP hydrolysis activity; ATP binding.
UCCAUGGCGGUGGCGGUGCUGCGGUCGCUGGACGCCCCGCCAGCCGAGCUGGCUCCGGCCAGCGCGCUGCUGCUGGCGCCGCCGGCGCUGUGCGCGGCGCUCCGCGGGCGGGGCGGCGGGCUGGUGCUGGCGGUGCGGCCGGCGGGGCGCGGCGGGGCGCAGGCCGUGCUGCUGAGCGCCGUGGCGCUGGAGGCGGGCGGCCGGCGGGGCGCGGAGCUGUGGCUGCGCGGGGCGCUGCUGCGGCGGCUGGGGCUGGCGGCCGGCCGGAGGGUGGCCGUGUGGCCGGUGCGCCGCCCGCCGGCGCUGGCCUGGGUGCUGCUGGGGGCGGCGGGGCGGGCGGGGCGGCCGGCGGCCGGCGCGGUGCUGGUGCGGCGGGGCGAGGCGCUGCCGGGCCCGGGCCCGGGCCCGCUGGUGCUGGAGGCGCGGCCGGCGCUCCAGGGGUUGCUGGGCAACGGCACGCGCACCACCCUCGCCCCCCCCCCGCCGCCGCCGCCGCGCGAGGCCGCCGCCGCCCCCCCCGCCUCCCGCCGCCCCGCCGCCCCCCCCCUCGUCUCCCGCUUCGCCGCCAGGCCGGGGCCGGGGCCGGGGCGGGGGGGGGCGGCGGCGGCACCGCGGCUGCGGGCGAGCCCCGCCGGCGGGGCGGGCUGCGGCGGCGGGGCGGAGGUGUGGGUGAGCCGGCGCGGGCUGCUGGCGCUGGGGCUGUUCCAGGGCGAGUGGGUGCGGGUGGGCGCCGAGGGGGCGGCCCGCGAGCACCUGGCGGCGCUGCUGGCCCGGCCCCCGCCCUGGGAGUACCCGCGGGCCGCCCGGCGGGGCCCGAGCGACGGCGCCGCCCUGCUGGCCCCCGCCCUGGCCUUCAACCUGGGCUGCGACCCCGCCGCCGCCGCACAGCUCCGCCUGCGGCGCUACGAAAGGCCCGGCGCCGCGGACGGGACAGGCAGCCGGUCCCUGCUGUUUGUGCCUCCCUUCGCCAAGGAGCUGCACCUGGAGAUCGUCUGCUCGCCCGCCUACAGCAGCCGGGGAGGCUACGGGCGCGUCCUCUACCAGCACUUCGAAGCACCCCGGCUUGUCCAGGAGGGAGACAUCCUUUGUGUUUCAACAUUUGGACAUGCUGAGUUUUUAGAAGUAAAUGCAGACAAAUUCCUAAGGUGGCCAGAGCUUUACUUCAAAGUGAAGAAGAUCUUGGGUACGGUGGAAGGCGAGCAGUCUGAGGGUUACCUGGUGGACACCCAGAACACCUCUCUUUAUCUGGUGGGUUCAACAAACAGUCCUGUCCCAUCUGCUCCAGCCUAUAACAGCCACGAGUUUUGGAGCAGUUUGUCUCCUGCUGGACUUUCUGAUGUUGUGAAGCAGCUCUGUGAUGCCCUUCGGCCUCACCUGAGCAAUCAGGCAAGUGCACUGAGCGGGACUGGCAGCGUUCUCCUCUCAGGGCCAAGUGGCAGUGGGAAACUGAUGGCUGUCAGAGCUGUGUGUAGCUGCCUCAACCUCCACCUCUUCAAGGUUGAUUGCGUUAGUUUGUGCAGUGACACCAGUGGAGCCACAGAGGAGAAAAUACAGAUGGCCUUUGCCCAGGCCCAGCACUAUCACCCAUGUGUACUCCUGCUGAAAGACAUUGAGGUGCUUGGCAGAGACCGGGACAGGCUGGGAGAGGAUCCCAGGGUCAUCACUGCUCUGAGACAGCAGCUUCUGGACAGAGACCCAGGACUGCGCCACUCUGUCCUGGUGAUUGGCACAACCUGCAAGCCCCAGGAUGUUCCUACAGACGUGCAGACUGCUUUUCUUUAUGAGGUGAAAAUCGAAGCCCCUUCAGAAGAGCAAAGGAGAUUGAUGCUGAGCAUGCUGACUGCCAGUCUGCCUCUGGGCAAAGAAGUGAGCCUAUCCAAGCUGGCCCGCAGGACUGCAGGUUUUGUGCUUGGAGAUUUCUGUGCCUUAUUGUCCCACAGCAGCCGGGCUGCUUGUACCCGCAUCCAGGCCUUGAGCUUUCCAGGCGGACUGAGCGAGGAAGCGGAGAGAGAUUUUUGCACUGCUGGGUUCCCAGUGCUUGAGGAGGAUUUUAGUGCUGCGCUGGACCAGCUGCACAAUGCCCAUUCACAGGCAGUGGGAGCCCCAAAGAUCCCCUCUGUGUCCUGGCAGGAUGUUGGUGGGCUCCAGGAGGUGAAGAAGGAGAUCCUGGACACUAUCCAGCUGCCCCUGGAGCACCCAGAGCUACUGUCACUGGGUCUGUGCCGCUCUGGUCUGCUGCUGUAUGGGCCUCCAGGGACAGGGAAGACCUUGCUGGCAAAAGCUGUGGCAACCACGUGUGCCUUGACGUUCCUGAGUGUGAAAGGGCCAGAGCUCAUCAACAUGUACGUUGGGCAAAGUGAGGAGAACGUGCGUAAUGUGUUUGCCAGAGCCAGGGCAGCAGCUCCCUGCAUUAUCUUCUUUGAUGAACUGGAUUCUCUGGCCCCCAGUCGGGGGUGGAGUGGAGAUUCAGGGGGUGUCAUGGACAGAGUUGUCUCACAGCUCCUGGCCGAACUUGAUGGUCUUCAUUCCACCGGCGAGUUAUUUGUCAUUGGAGCUACGAACAGGCCUGACCUCCUGGACCCAGCUCUGCUUCGGCCAGGCAGGUUUGACAAGCUGGUCUAUGUGGGCAUAAACGAAGACCGGGAGUCACAGCUGCAGGUGCUGAGUGCCAUCACCAGGAAGUUUAAACUAGAUCCUUCUGUGAAUCUCACCACCAUCCUAGAAAAAUGCCCGGCUCAGCUGACAGGAGCAGACAUCUAUGCCUUGUGCUCAGACACCAUGAUGUGCGCUGUCAAACGCAAGGUGGAAUGGAUCGAGGAAGGGCUGGAUACUGAGAGCUCUGCUCUGAUCCUGACCAUGGAAGACUUCCUGCAGGCUGCCGCAAGGUUGCAGCCGUCAGUCUCCGAGCAGGAGCUGCUCAGGUACAGACUCAUCCAGCAGAAGUUUGUUGCCUGCUAAUGUUCAGCAGAGCUGGGACUGAAGGAGCGAUGGGGGUGGUGUGUUAAGGGUGCGAGAGAACAGGCACACACAGGUACCCACUUGCUCUUCUCUCAUGUCUCCUGGACACCCUUUUUCUGAGCUUGGGUGAAAAAGUGGCUGUGCCAUUUUUUGAGCCAAAGCCUGGUGGAAGUGCUGCUCUGCUCAGCCAAGCUAGUGGUGGGUUCUGUAACAGUCCCUCAUGUCUCAGGGAGCACUUUGUGGCUGCUGGGAGCAUACUGGGGUGACUUCCCUAUGAUGAGCAAGCCAAGUCUCAUGAUUGUGGGCAACGUAAGGAGUGUCUUCAUGGGUGACAGAGCAUUGGUGGGGGAGCAAGGCCCAAACUGCACCUGGUUUGGCAGCAAGAAGAGGGCUGGAGACAGCUGCUUGUUGAGGUGUCAGCCCCUCAAUGAAGGAUGCUGGUUGGAGAGCAGCAGGACACAGGGCACUGCUGCUGCAGCUGGCCUGGGCUCAACAUGGUUUCUCUGAAUAAAUAAGAGGUUUUGGGCACUAGG